CACAGCGUUGAAACCCUAAAUAACCUAUAAAUAAGUUAUAAGAGUAAACAAACCGUAAAUAGUUUGUAAAAUUUUUUGAUAAUCGAAAUUAAACUAUCAUACAUAAAAUAAAUAAUCUCGAUAAUGUUUUUGACAAGUUUAAACUUUGCCAAAAAAGCUAAAAGCAAACAUGUUUUAAUGGCAAUGGAAAGCUUAGUAAGUGGACAUACGAUGAAUAGAAUCCGUGAAAGACUUGCUGACAAAUUAGAGUUCAUGGCCUUCGACCCUUAUGUUCAAAAAACAGUAUUGUACAGAGAAAAAAAGAAGCUUUGUAAUAUUUACCGGCUGAAAGAUACAACGAAACCAUAUCCUGUGGUUAGGAAGCACUAUUGGGAAUCAUAGUUUUUACUUUAUAGUCAUCAUAUUUCAAUAAAUUUAUUGCCUUUUUUAAAUUAAUCAAAUAUUUUUUAAAUACUGCAAAUAAUUAUUUGUAACAAAUGAGUAACAGAUAAUAUAGAAUAAAAUUUCUGAGUUAAAUUUAUAAUACUGUUUAAUUUUGCUAUUAGACUACUCAAAUUGGAAUUUUAAAAAUAAAAAUAAUGCUCAAAAUUCGGAUUUCCUCUAUUGUAUUUAAGAGCGUUUGAUAUCAAAACUUUUCGGUUUUCAAAAUAUACUAUCAGAGAUUCGGAUACUUAUCAGUGAACUUAAAUUAACGAAUUACUUUUUACUGGACAGAAUAUUUGAAAAAAAAAAUAAUCACAAAGAUUAUCAAAUGUUUGUGAUACCUAUUCAUCUUAAACGUUCUCUGAUCAGCAAUGAAAAUAAAAAGAUAAGAAUAUUAGCUUAACAUGACUCAUAGAAAUUAGAUUUCCUCCAUAAGUCGUCGUUUCAAGACCUAAGGAAAUAUUCUCGACUAUUUUUGAUAUUUUCGUGUUCACAUGUCAUGUGAAAACGAAUCAAUUUAUUAGAGUAAUUUUAGCAAUGAUUAACCCCUGACAAACAAACAUCCAAACCGUAUUCCUCUAACAGCAGUGAGGGUAAAAAGAUCUUGUACAAUUUAAUUUUAAGUAUCCACUAAAGACGAAUAAAUUUUUUCGUUUUCAAAGUAAAGCUCGAAUAAUUCUGCGUAAGAUAGAUAUAAUUUUGAAACAAUUUAAUAAUA
Messenger RNA from Cotesia glomerata, 1141 nucleotides. RefSeq names its product 39S ribosomal protein L33, mitochondrial (gene mRpL33). The coding region runs from base 124 to 381 and encodes 85 amino acids. Gene Ontology annotation, biological process: translation. Lineage: Eukaryota; Metazoa; Arthropoda; Insecta; Hymenoptera; Braconidae. The record is from RefSeq and is a predicted model, not a curated record. Gene Ontology annotation, cellular component: mitochondrion. The transcript has 3 exons.